Periophthalmus magnuspinnatus is the source of this 2394-nucleotide messenger RNA. RefSeq names its product signal transducing adaptor family member 2a (gene stap2a). NCBI's taxonomy places the organism in Eukaryota, Metazoa, Chordata, Actinopteri, Gobiiformes, Gobiidae. Gene Ontology annotation, molecular function: signaling adaptor activity. The transcript is spliced from 11 exons. The record is from RefSeq and is a predicted model, not a curated record. The coding region runs from base 160 to 1254 and encodes 364 amino acids.
GCUAUAAACGUGAAUGAGCCCCUCGGAUAUAGACUACACCAGCCAGCUGUAUUAUAGCCAGAAUUAUAACCACAGCUCUAUCUCAUCGGGGAAGGCGUGUCACUCCCCGAAUUACUCAGCGCCCCUUUGUCCUCGGUGGAUGCCCAGCCCGCGACACUCAUGGCGGCAGCACCCGUCAAGAAUCGCUCCGGGCCAGGGGGACCCCGGGCUCAGCUCCCGCCCUGUUAUUAUGAAGGCUACCUAGAGAAGCGUGGACCGAAAGAGAAGGCAUCCAAGCGUCUGUGGACCUGUCUGUGUGGAAACACUCUGUAUUUCUUCAAUAAUGCCAAGGACACUCAUUAUGUUGAGAAGCUGGACCUUGGUGGAUUUGUGUCUCUGAAGGAUGACUGCGGUCGUGACAGAAAUCUGGAGGCAGCUCGUCUCAUCCUGAGGAUGAAGGAUGGGGAGACCAAACUUACUGCCCCUAAUUUGGAAUCUAGAGAGCUAUGGAAAGGAUUCCUCUACUCUGUUAUAGAUUUGAAUGUACCAUCUUGUCUAACAUUGCUACCUGGUCAGUUGCAAAUGCUUAAAGAAGUUGUGGAGAAAGAAAGAUCCAGACGUAGAACUCGUACUCCAACGCGAGCUCCUCCAUCACCGCUCUCAGUGCCUUUAGUUGGGGAGAUCCCAGCGUGCUUUCGACCAGUUUCUCGAACAGAGGCAGAAGUGCUUUUGGAAAGACACCCUGAUUGUGGUAACAUGUUACUGCGUCCAGGCAGAGAUGGAUGCUCACUGGCUGUCACGACACGCCAAGACCUUAAUGGGUCAGUCUUCAGACAUUAUCGAGUGACUCAGAGGGAUCAAGGUGGAUAUGUCAUUGAUGUGGAAAAUCCAAUUCCAUGUGCUACUCUACAUGAAGUCAUUGAUGCACUGGUUGAAAAAACUGCUGGAACACUGCAACCUUUCUUACUUGAAGAGCCUUAUGAAGAAAAUAUCACAUAUGUUACGGCCAAUGAUGAGAAUGGAGAGCACAUGCUGCACACAGCUCCUACGAGUCCUCUGCCAAGAGCUCCUGCUCUGCCUCCAAAACAAGAUCGCUGGUGUACGAGCCCCCUGUCCCGAUCACCUGCUCCAGACCGGCGGAUUCUGACAUCGCCUGUGCCAUCUUCUCCCACCAACCCAAUGAGACGACUCGUCCUCUCUCCGUCUCCUCUCACCCAGUCUCUCAACGAGGAGCUGAAAAUAAAGCUGGAGAAAAGACGCGCCAGUCAAGACUGAUAUACUUCAGUGUCAGUUUAAGUACUGCAUUAAUGACUCUUGGACAUCAAGAUUGUUCAGAUCAGUGUUGAAUCUGUUUUCAUGCGGAUUGCUCUGAAUGUGAUUUUUUUCAUUCAUGUUGCACUUAUAUUAUGAACUCAAGUGAAAUGGUCAACAUUUUGGUUUGUCUGCAAGCAAGAAGUGCUACUCUUGAAAAAUCUUUGCAACAACCUUUUAGAAAACAUAUCAGAGUCCAAGAAACUGACGAAUAGACCCAUGGACCCCUGACUGAGCCUUUUUUUGUCCAGAUGCAUUCAUUCAAGACUGUGAGCCGAAUUUACGGAUUUAUCUUGUAGCUUACAUGACAAACAUUUUAUAUUCCAACCAGUAACUUGCAGAGUUUGUCUGCUCAGAUUUAUUGCAUUAUUGUUUGUGACUGAUAAUGUUACCACUGCACUCAAAGUGGUAACUUUAAAGACUUGUUUACAGCGUCAUGCUACUGUAGGUGCUUCUUUGUUGGGAUUCUCUUUCCUAUAUUACCACUUCAUGCUGCUUUGUUGACCAGUCCUCCCAACCAGUCUUUAUAGGAGUCAUUGUACUGAAUGUGAUGGCGCCCUCCAGUGGGUUACUGUUGUAAAAUCUGAUUCAUAGAGGGACGAUGGAAGUUGUAUCAUUAUUGGCACACACGGUGCACACAAAAAAGAACAAAGCAGCCUACUUUUUCAUUUUUACACGGAUUUCCAUUAUACCAUUGCAGAAUUAAUAUGGUAAUCUUUCCUAUAUCAAAGAGCAGCUUUUGUUUACUCUAGCCUUGUAGGCAAACAAUCUGUUCAUAGGUUUCUUCAUCAUGGUCAACUUGAGUUAUAAGUGAUAGAUACAGUGAUCACGUAUCUUUGUAUUUUUAUCACAAACUAUUAUAUGGUACAUGACAUAUGGUUAAAUCACCAUAUAGAGACUGGAGGGAUGUGUAAAGAAUGGGCAUUGUAGCAUGGACCUAUUCGACUGGCCUCACUUAUUGCAAUGUUUUGGCAAUGGCCAUACAAUGAUUUUUGAUUAGACUCUUAUGUAUUAUGCAUUUUUUGGUAUUUAUUUAUUUAUUAUUUUAAUAUUUUUAUGUGUCCUUGCCUUCUACUUUAAAUAAAUUAGGCAACAAAUUCCCAC